This is a messenger RNA of Pseudonaja textilis, 1453 nucleotides long. NCBI's taxonomy places the organism in Eukaryota, Metazoa, Chordata, Lepidosauria, Squamata, Elapidae. The record is from RefSeq and is a predicted model, not a curated record.
CAUACUUUCCUUUCGUUAGGAUGUUUUGCCUCCCUUUGACGUCCCAUUUGCAUCGGAUAACCUGUUUUAAUCCUCUCUCUCUCUCUCUUUUUUUCCUUUUUCACACUCUGCCCUGUGUUAUGUUUCAGUUUGGGAUGUUACAAAUGGAGUACAAAACUAGGCUGAAACUUGCCACGGAAUUCCUCGUUUCAGGUUGUUACCGAGUACGAAGAGCCGGUCAUCAUGAGGUUCGGACACGUACGGAAAAAUGUCUCCAGAGGGCCCGGUGAGUGGUUCACCCGAAGCCUCGGGGUGCAUUGAGCUCAAUUCUCACAAUUACAGGUUGUCCUCAACUUAAAACACCACCGAGCCCAAAAUUUCUCUUUGUAAAGCAAGAAAGUUGGUAAGUGAAUUUUGAGCCAUUUUACAACCUCUCCGGCCACGGUUGUGAAGUGGUUGGUUUGUUUUGUGGGGUUGAUGUGGAGGCUUAGGUAUUUAUUUUGAUGGCAAUUGUCAUUUCUUUUCCCAAAGGGGUUUAUUUCAUUCUGCCCUUCACAGACAGUCUUACCAAAGUCGACAUGAGGACAAAAGCACUUGAAUUGCCAUUCCAGGAAAUUUUUACUAAGGACCCCCUGAUCAUUGAUGUGGACGGUGUGGUCUACUACCGAGUCCGAGAUGCCUUUCUUGCCGCGACCAAGAUCUCCGACGCGGAUGCAGCCACCAGCCUUCUAGCCAAAGCCAUCAUGAAGAAUACGCUGGGGACUCAAACCCUCUCCCACCUCAUCUCCGACCGGGAAAAGGUUGCCAAGGAGAUCCAGGCCCUGCUGAACAAUAUCACAGCUGACUGGGGAGUCACGAUAGAACAUGUGGAGAUCAAGAACGUGAAGACACGAGUAAAUGUUGUCCCCCCAGGGGAUGUGAUGCCACCACCGAGGGCGGCGAAAGAACUUUCCCUCUUCCUUCAGGACUCUCCCGUCUCCAUCCAACUCCGUUGCUUGAAGGCCGACAGCGCCCAUCCGAGCCCACGCCUCUCCACCAUCGUCUUUCUUUAACCCAGUUCAGCAGAAAAGGAUGGAGAAGGAAGCCCAUCGACAGGAGACGUUUCUCCAGAACUCGGGCUGCUUGGGGGAGAAACCGGGGUCCUUCAAGCUCCAAGGCCACGUUAGAAAACAGAGGGGUAGAUGGGUAUUGGUUUGUUUUUAAUGUUUUGACGUUGUUCCUGUGGUUCUCCCUCCCUCACAACCCUAAUAAAAUUUAAAGAAAGAGAUUGUCUUGGUGCCUGGUCCCCUGGGGUGGCGAGUUCAGACGUUGUGGACGUUGGAGGUGGCUCCUGGAAGGGAACAGGCUAGCCGAACGGUGGGUGUGAGAACCAUGGUUUCUUCGUGGAUGGGUAAACAGACUGGCAUGGUUUCGUACAACAGGACCGGCAACAAUCGCACGGCUUUCUUUGAAGUGCGCUGUGACUGAAGAACCU